GGAGGGCUGACGGAGUGGGAGAUACAGAGACAGGGAGCUAUUAUUUUUCCCUUUAUGAUACUAGAAGUGAGUCGCUCUUCCUAGAAAAUAUAGUCUCUGAAGAUGCUAAAUAAAUGGGCAGGAGUUUCCCUGAAAUGGAGGCUCGCUGUGAUUGGCUGCUGUUUCCUAUGUUCUUGCCAAUUGGAGCACAAUUGGGCUCCAACACUCUAAACAUAAGCAAAGCUACAUGCUUAUUCUUUUGGACUUGAAGUAUACACGAGGCAAAGGUGUGCAAAGGAGGGGGUCUCCUUUCACAUAGCUAAACUGAAAACGGAUCUCAUUAAAGAGCUUCAUCGGAGACCAUCUGCUAUUGAAGCACGUUGUUCCAUCCACAGAAAGCAUUAAGUCAUUUCCUUGCUGUAGUAUAGGAGGCAAAUUUGUCAUCGGGAACGAUGGAACUACAGGAUCUCUGUAAUGCAGGUGGUGAAAGAGCAAAUAAUGAGAGCACUCACUACCAAGCCUAGCUCUCUGGACCAAUUCAAAAGUAAACUUCAGAAUCUAAGUUACACAGAAAUUUUGAAAAUCCGUCAGUCUGAGAGGAUGAACCAGGAAGAUUUCCAGUCUCGUCCAAUUCUGGAGCUAAAAGAGAAGAUUCAGCCUGAAAUCUUAGAGCUGAUCAAACAGCAACGUCUUAACCGACUUGUCGAAGGCACCUGCUUUAGGAAACUCAAUAGUCGACGGCGACAAGACAAAUUUUGGUAUUGUCGAUUAUCGCCCAAUCACAAGGUCUUGCACUACGGAGACUUGGAAGAAAGUCCACAGGGAGAAGUUCCCCAUGAUUCUUUGCAGGAUAAAUUACCUGUGGCAGAUAUAAAAGCAGUUGUGACAGGGAAGGACUGCCCUCACAUGAAGGAGAAAGGUGCUCUUAAACAAAACAAGGAGGUGCUUGAGCUUGCUUUCUCUAUAUUGUAUGACUCAAAUGGCCAACUGAAUUUCAUCGCUCCUGAUAAGCAUGAGUACUGUAUCUGGACCGAUGGAUUGAAUGCCCUCCUUGGGAAGGAUAUGAUGAGUGACCUGACACGAAAUGACUUGGACACGCUGCUCAGCAUGGAGAUAAAGCUGCGUCUCCUUGACUUGGAGAAUAUACAGAUUCCUGAUGCUCCCCCACCAAUUCCAAAGGAGCCCAGCAACUAUGAUUUUGUUUAUGACUGUAACUGAAACUGCCCAUUGAAACUCGCAUUUAAACUGGAAAUAUUAUAACUGGAAAGAUUAAACAAAGAGCGAGAGAAGCCCACAUGUGCACACCUUGGAUUAUGGACUAUGGUUAAAGCACUCACUUUUCUUUCCAUUCCCUGCAUCUGUUCCUUUCCCCUGAUCCCAUCUCCCCCAUUGCUAGUCAAAAAUGACAUUGCUUUAACUUCUAAUUGCAGUCCAUUGGAUGUGGCUAACGCGAAGACCACUAAGCAGCGUCCAUCAGAGGAACUUUUAAAUUUUUAAUGCUGGAAUAGGCAUUCUAAAUAAAAUAUGAUGCUUCCAAACUGCAUGCCUACAAAACCAAACCUGGCACUUGCAGGUGCUUUAUCUGGAAGUUGGGAGGUAGAGAGGAGAAGCAGCUACUGUAAGUGGAAGGUGGAGAGAGCGAGAUUUUCCCAACCUAUCCCAAGAGUCAGCUCACAACUAAUUUCAAAAAAAGAUGAAAAGUAUUAACUGCUUAAACUUCUGCACCAUCAUCACUGUCGUCAUCUUUUGGCAACAGUGUCUCCAUCCUCUGUGCUCUGCCACAGUUAUAGUUCCCUAGAAUAAGUCGUUUGCAGGUUUUCACUGUACUGUGGACUAUAACACUGCAAUGCUUCUAACUUCUUUUUCUGCUGUCUCUUAAAUAGCCCUAUAUUUCUCCCAAAUUACUAGCACAAAUUGUGAAUGAAGGCACUAGGUCUGUUCUCUGUAGCUGUAGCUAUUCUAAGCCUCAAUUGCCUCUAAAAUUGGCUUGAUGCUAUCCAAAGUUUUUUCUUUUUUGGUUCAAAGUAAAAUAAUAGUUUCCACAGAUUCAUGAAAAUGGUGAGACAUCUGAAUCGGCAUCAUCAUUGCUACAGUGUUACAAGUUUGCAAGGGAUUUAUUUUUUGUUUUUGUACACGAGUUCUAACUUUUUUGUUUUUGUUCUUUGGCCAAACAAAUAUAUUUAAUGAAAAAUAAUUACAUUGUGAGUUUAUUUAGAGAUGAUGUUUUUAUUUUUAAUAUCCAUUGGAAACAUUUGUCCGGGAGGAAAAAAUAUCCAAUAUUUCCUUCAAUUUUGCUGUUGAAUAAAAUCUGAAUUGUGAUGA
This is a messenger RNA of Gopherus flavomarginatus (Mexican gopher tortoise), 2301 nucleotides long. RefSeq names its product engulfment and cell motility 1 (gene ELMO1). The record is from RefSeq and is a predicted model, not a curated record. NCBI's taxonomy places the organism in Eukaryota, Metazoa, Chordata, Testudines, Testudinidae. The coding region runs from base 454 to 1197 and encodes 247 amino acids. The transcript is spliced from 7 exons.